UCAGUUUCAUGACGCUUAUUUUGUUGUCUUCUUAGCCAAGUUACUGUAGCUGCUGCACUGUCUCUGUCUGUGAUAAUAACAACACAUGUUGCAGUGAUGUAGCACACAGAACAAGGACUAAACCCAGCUGUAACCAGCUAACUUUAGCUAAUGCUAAAAUCUGUUUUUUAAACUUAAGUGGCUCCGUUUGACAACCAGCUAGCUAACUAGCUAGCCAGACAGACGCUACAAGCUGCUGUGCGAUGUCCUGCUGUUUGUUUUUCAUAAAGGCUAACUAACUCAGCUGCCAGGUGGCUAACAGAGCUACCUAGCUACGUCUUUAGUGUGCGGUGUGAGGCAGAAAACACACCGCAGGCAGACACCUCCUUAUGCUGUUGUUGGUACCCAGUGUCCAGCUAAGAUGUGGCAGAGUGUCGGGCUCACACUGCUGGUCAUUGUGGCCACACUGGUCUGUGCGCUGCUCUUCAUGCUGUUUGGUUGGUAUGUAGUCUGGCAGCUCUUCCUGUCCAAGUUCAAGUUCCUGCGAGAGCUUCUCGGUGACGCCAGCACCCCGCCGGCGGAAAUGCAGCCGUCUGAAACCAAGAGCGAACGGACAGCCAACGUCCCGACUCGGAGUCGGCCCCGGACCGCACGCCAAAGAGUCGCCUUUCCAGAAAGCACUUCAUAGAUGCCCCACACUGCCACUGUUUCCCUCACUCACAACCCCUCUCUCUCAAACGCCAUGUGUUAUCAUCAGAGGCGUGGACAUUUGGUCGUCAGCCCUCCUCUUCACCAAGACACUUUAAACUGACCAGGCAGAUCUCCUGGCUUCAAAGGGAAAAGCCAUUACUGUCCAUUUCUGUUCAUUAUGUGUAGUUAUGUUCUGGGGCCCACCUCACGCCCCCCUAAUCCUGCAAUAGUGACGGCCACGCUGCUUCCUGCCAUGUGAAGUAUCAGAGGACACAAAGAGAUGUGCUAAUUUUAAUGUACAUGUUUUAAUCUUGUCUUAGAAAAAAGUCGUACUUUGAAAAAAGAAGGCGGUUAAAAAUGACCUCGUCUGCAACAUUUAACCAACUGCAGAUAAACAGAGAGUGAUUUGUACAACUGACAAUUUAAUUUUCUUUGACUAAGUGCAAUGAAAGGAAUGUGUGUGCUGUUUUGUUGUUUCUUGCACAGUGUACUCUGCGUAUGAUGGACGAACAUGGUAGAUAAGGCCCAACGCCUCCAAGAUGAAGAUAACAAAUAACUUUAUUCCUGUUGUGUAAAAAUGUGACCUUGCAACUUUUCCUUCUUUAAAAAAUAAAUAGAUUUUUACUUGAAGUGUCAGGAGAAGGUUUAAAGGCAAUCUUAGUGUUUGAAAGCAGUUGUUAACGUUAUUACUUUAUCUGUAGGGGCAACAAGGCUUCCUCUCCUGUUCCCUGUUCCUCAGUCUGCACAUGUGCCUGUUUAGAUGGCAUCCAUUGUUCGUCACAUGGCCUCCUUCUUUUUGUAUAGCUGACAGCAGCUUUGAAUCCAUUAGAAAUCAGAGCUGACCUAACCAAUAUCUAUGUUAUAUUCUCCCUCCAGGUUAAACUCAUGUAACUCUUGCACCUUUUUAAUCAGCAGUGAUUUAUUUUCUUCUUCAGUGGAGCAGUAGCUUCAAAUAAAUAAUGCCAUAACAUAAA
Molecule: messenger RNA, 1643 nt
Organism: Eleginops maclovinus (Patagonian blennie)
Lineage: Eukaryota; Metazoa; Chordata; Actinopteri; Perciformes; Eleginopidae
Gene: smim13
Product: small integral membrane protein 13
Exons: 2
Coding region: 401-667 (88 amino acids)
Source: RefSeq, a predicted model, not a curated record